CAGGUGGUAACCCUUGUUUCUGUGUUCAUGUGAAGUAUGUGAUCGUAUUUUGUAAUAACUUUUGUGAGGUUAGUUUUUCUUCAUGGAAUCACUAAGAACAGAAAUCUAAACACUAACGACCAACAAUUGUUUUUCAAGUUAAAGGCUACUAAACACGAUUAAUAAAUGUCUGAAAGAGAAAUCGAGCAAAAUAUUGAACCAAAUGUGACUGCGCCUAAAUAUUGAAAAAAUGGGCGAACAUUAUAAUUUGCGUUGGAAUAAUUAUUCCAACAAUUUGAUACAGGUUUUUUCAGAACACCAGCACCAAGAAAUACUGGUAGAUGUAGUUCUCAUCUGCGAAGGACAAUAUGUAAGGGCACACAAACUAAUUCUGUCUGCUUGUAGUAGCUUCUUUCAGGAAAUGUUUAAGGCCUAUGGUAAUAUUUCAAAUCCGUUUAUUGUGAUGAAUGGAAUCAAGUUGGCACAUCUGCGUCACAUCAUUGAAUUUAUAUAUCAUGGAGAAAUAAAAGUUUUAGAUUCUGAUCUCGAAGGUGUUUUAGCAUUAGGAGAAUAUUUCCAGGUAAAGGGUCUUUGUUCUGUCAAAGUUAAACAUAGUUUACAACCAGAGGAAUCUAAAAGUGUUCCUCAGAGUACGGCAGUAGCUACAAGCCCAAAACUUCGAAGUACAAACUCCAAUCAAGGUCACUCCAAUCAAACACCCAGUGUUUCUCCUAGGUCAGUAAAUAAUAACACACCCAAUAGAACAGAAAUAGAAAGCAAACAAAUAACCAAAGUGGUGGAGGAUGAACAUUUUUCCCAUAAUUCAGAAAACACUAAUUCAUUUGAGAAGAAUAUGAAAACUAGAUUAGCACAACUCAGCGAUUCUGAACAACCUGUGAAAAAGAAACCAAAAUCUCAGAUUGUAUUCAAGGAAGAAUUUUCCCAUGAAAUGAAAAGUUGUCUUGAUAACAAAUCAGUAUCCAGGGAAGAUAAGGAAGUGAAAAAAAAUAUUGGGAUAUUGGAAAAUGCAAAUUUUAAAGAUAUACCAAAAAGUGGUUUAACAUAUGUUUCUGAAAAAAAAGAGGUGGGUUCGACUGUACCUGCCAUAGAAGAAACAAUAGAUGUAAAACCUGAGAAAAUUCCUCGACCAGCAAAUGCUUUCAUGAUUUUUGCAAAUGAGUGGCGAAAAAAAUUGUCGGUGGAGCAUCCAGGAGACAACAGUAAAAGCAUAUCCGUUAAACUUGGCAACUUAUGGAAAUCAUUGAGUUCAGAAACAAGAGAGUCUUAUUAUUCUGCAGCACGACAAGCACAACUUGAACACCAGUUGAAAUAUCCUGGGUACUAUGUACAUAUGCCAGCUUCAACAAAGAUAAAUAUGAUGGAAAGGCGUAAAACCGUUGAUGGAAUAGACUCUUCAGAUCUCAAAGAGUCGGAUGAGGAUUUGCAAAUAAUCGAAAAUCAAGAGGAUGUAUCUAAUGGGACAAAUAUACCGCACCCUUGACCAUAAGAAAAUAAAGCCUCGUACUGAAAAAACCUUCCGUUGUAAUCAAAUGAAAGCCAUCAGAGUAGUUCAUUAGUAUUUAUUGAAAUUCAUCCGAAAAAAAACAAUAUAGUAACUUCUUUUCAUGUAAAUGUUUUGUCAAUUAUAUGUAUAAAGUAUU
Messenger RNA from Leptinotarsa decemlineata (Colorado potato beetle), 1640 nucleotides. RefSeq lists its product as uncharacterized. Gene Ontology annotation, biological process: regulation of transcription by RNA polymerase II. Gene Ontology annotation, molecular function: protein binding. Lineage: Eukaryota; Metazoa; Arthropoda; Insecta; Coleoptera; Chrysomelidae. Gene Ontology annotation, cellular component: nucleus. The record is from RefSeq and is a predicted model, not a curated record.